Molecule: messenger RNA, 615 nt
Organism: Syzygium oleosum
Lineage: Eukaryota; Viridiplantae; Streptophyta; Magnoliopsida; Myrtales; Myrtaceae
Exons: 1
Coding region: 1-615 (204 amino acids)
Source: RefSeq, a predicted model, not a curated record
AUGGAGGCAGGAUCGAGUGGUUUUUCAGCAAUGGCUCCACCAGUGUUUGAUGGAGAAAAUUAUCAAGCCUGGGCAUUGAGAAUGCGAGCCUAUCUAGAGGGUUGUGAUUUUUGGGAAGUUGUGGAACAAGAUUAUGAAGUUGCUCCCCUUCCUGACAAUCCAACCAUUAAUCAGAUCAAGUAUCACAAGGAGAGGACAACAAGGAAAGCAAAGGCAAAGUCUUGUUUAUAUGUUGCUAUCUCACUUGCCAUUUUCAGCAGAAUUAUGGCUUGUGAAUCAGCCAAAGCUAUCUGGGACUUCCUCAAAGCUGAGUUUCAUGGAGAUGAGAGGAUCAUAAGCAUGAAGGGGCUAAAUCUGAUCACAGAAUUCGAGAGACUGCAGAUGAAGGAGUCUGAGACAAUUAAGGAGUAUUCUGAUAAGUUGAUAAGCAUUGCAAAUCAGGCAAGAGUUCUAGGCACUGACCUCUCUGAUAAUAGGCUAGUGCAGAAGAUUCUUGUCUCCUUGCUCGAAAGGUUUGAGGCAACCAUUGCCUCUUUGGAGAAUACCAAGGAUUUGUCUCAGAUCAAGUUGGCAGAAUUGCUAAGUGCCUGCAAGCACAAGAGCAGAGGAGGUUAA